UCCCAGACGAUCAUCGCCACUAAGCUGACACUGAACUAACCCCCGUCGGCUGCUGUGUACUGUGGUUAACAGCUCUCGCAAUAAUAAAACUAGAGGGUUACCUAUACGAUUAAUUCUCGACAGAAGCUAUGCGACGGAAUCACUCGCUGACCACCAUCGAAUAUGUAAAGUUGGAGAUCACGAUCGGCCAGCACAAUAUAUGAUAAUUGAGCAGAAAAUUUCCUUCAAAAUCCGCAAAACUUGUUUUCUACCGACAGAAUGGUCUCAAGCUGGCACCUUGCCCCGGCAGGCUACCCCGUUAUUGCGGGAGUUCUAUGUGUAAUGGCUAUAAUUUUCAAUAUUUGCGCCGUAUCCCAGGGUUGGCGAGAGAUAAUAGACCCCGACGGAAGUGCAACCAUUAUAGAUCAGCCGGCUUGGGCUGUCGCGCUCAAGGCUGUGUCAUUGGCUUCGGCUGUGGUUGCCUACAUCGUACUUCUGUUUACUAUGAUGUCCAAACGCGAUCCAGUCAAGGGGUUUAUCAUAACAGUACUUUGCUGGUGUGUCUCGGCUGCGAUCCUGUUUGUUAUCAUCGGCAUUAUACCUGGAGAACACCCAAAUUUCGCCGCUCAGACGACGCUACAGUAUACGCAAAAUUUCUUCUAUGGGAUAUUUGCUGCGGGCCUAUACAUUCUAAUAGCCGUGCUCUUGGGAAUAUAUGCAGGCAAUAUGCACUCUAUUCAUCUAACUCCUGAGGAAAGACGGGUAUGUGAAAAUACAAGCAUCAUCCUGCGGGCGACUGCUUUUGGUGCCUUUCUGAUUGGGGGCGCUGCUGUCUACUCGACCGUUGAAGGUUGGAGUUUCAUGGAUGCAUUGUACUGGGCUGACUAUACUCUCCUGACGGUUGGAAUCGGAAACAUUGUCCCGAACACUCACCUUGGACGAAGCCUAUUAUAUCCAUACGCCUCUGCGGGGAUCAUGACUAUAGGUCUGGUCAUCAGCUCGAUAACAUCGUUCACAGAUAAUAUGAGAGAACUACGCAUCAAAAUCAAGAUGGAAAGAGUGCACAGUGGCUUGCACCGGCGCCAAACUAUCAAUGAUUCUCCGGUCGACAGCCGCAACGAUAGAGAAAGUCCACUACUACAAUUACCAGCCAAUCCUUGGUAUCCAAACAAGGCUGACUUGUGGAAAGCGCAACGUAUCAAGCGCGACUUCUACAGAAGACGGCGAUGGAUGACUUUGAUUCUCUCGGUGACAGCAUGGUUCUUUCUCUGGCUAGUGAGUGCUGCUAUUUUUGGGCGCUCCGAGAGAAGCCAAAAUUGGACAUAUUUUGAAUCUCUCUACUUCACAUACACGUCACUUACAACCAUCGGCUACGGAGAUCUAUACCCAACCAGCAAUUUUGGAAAAACAUAUUUUGUAUUCUGGUCCCUUCUUGCCGUUCCUGUGCUGACAAAGCUUGUUGGUGCCAUGACAGAGCUGGGAUUUGAGAAGGUAAGGUGUUUGUUUCUCUAUUUGAAGGACCUUGCAACUUCCAGUCUGUGUCUGCGGCGGUCUACGCAAGGCAGAUUGAAACAAGAGGCUACCGGUGAAGCGUGGAGAAAGAUGUCGGUCACAGACCCAGAGUCGCAAGGCCCAGUCAAUAGCAGCAACAACCUUGGGAGAGUGCCCGCUAAUGUCAGGCGGAACGAUAUACAAGGAAUCAGUUCAGCUGUUUAUAAGAACGAUUGUUGCGAACCUCUUGUUCAAGCUGCUCAGCGCUCCUUGUUGCUUGGCGAAGAAAUUGGCAAACUCAUAUCUAUUCUUCAAAGUGCGUCUGCUACGCAAAUGGAUCUGCUCGGUGAGUGGAACAAGAUCCUGUCAAUGCUCCAUCCUGAAAGCGAUGAGGAGCGUGACUCAUGGGAAAUCGCGUCUGCUGCAACCGCGUCUGCUGCAACCUCGCACGACCAUGCACAUAUUGAAAUGGAAUCUCUACGCUCCAACAGACCGGAUACAGACAAAAAUAGAGAAAUCUUGUGGAUGCUUAAAUUCUUGGCUGACAAAGUUUGUUCGCACUUACGGGACGGGCUGUACAGAGAUCAAAGCCAGAUGUUGAACACACUAUCUUGAGUAUGCUACAAGAUGUACAAAUAUUCUCAAUCCAUG
Penicillium brasilianum is the source of this 2121-nucleotide messenger RNA. Lineage: Eukaryota; Fungi; Ascomycota; Eurotiomycetes; Eurotiales; Aspergillaceae. The record is from the annotation of a GenBank genome assembly.